This is a messenger RNA of Seriola dumerili (greater amberjack), 5304 nucleotides long. RefSeq names its product serine/threonine-protein kinase N1-like (gene pkn1a). The record is from RefSeq and is a predicted model, not a curated record. The transcript has 23 exons. Bases 809 to 3649 code for a protein of 946 amino acids. Gene Ontology annotation, biological process: protein phosphorylation; signal transduction. Gene Ontology annotation, molecular function: protein serine/threonine kinase activity; small GTPase binding; ATP binding. NCBI's taxonomy places the organism in Eukaryota, Metazoa, Chordata, Actinopteri, Carangiformes, Carangidae.
UGUAUAUGCUCCUCUCCCGUCAGUUAGCCGCUGUUUGAAUGUGAUGAGAUGCCGUCUUAACCCACAUCGAAGAAAGACGUCUUUUUUUUUGUUUGAGCGUUUUUGACUCCAGCUAGCGGGAUAUUUAAUGGACAGAUUAUCUUUCUAUUGUCCCUCGUUGUGACUGUGUGAGCGGCUGCUGGAGGACUGACAAGCGGCUUUUUUUUGUGUGUGUGGCAUGUGAUACAGACCAGAGACUGAGGCGUGUUCGUGUUUCACGGAUGUUACCGGGAAAAAGCAGAGAGGGAAGAAGGGUCUUUCUCUCAUUUCGUGUUGUCUGUUUCAGCAGGACAUGACGGAGGAGCCGCUGCUGGCGGAUUUUAUGGGGCUCUUGCUAGCUGUUGAAUGGCAAGCACCCACAGAAGAAGAUGGACAAUGAGUCUGCAGCUCAGUAGUUUUGUGUGGAUGCUCUAAUGCGAAUGACCAGUCUUCAAAAAAAAAUAAAUAAGUGAAUGCAUUUUUAUGUGAGUGAAGUGAGGGCUAACGUUGGUCAAACACAUUGAAAAGCGCUGGGAGGAUCAAUUCAGGCGCGGCCAGGCAAGCCAACAAUGCGGAUUACCUCUUGACUGUUUGCCUUUGUGUCAAUACAGACUGUUUGUAUAAAGUUGAGAUAACAUUCACAGGACCAAUAGCCAAUUCUUUUCCAACUAUCAUUUUAUUUUAUUGUCACGAAAAGGAGACAGUGCGCUGACCUGAGGGACAAAUAACCACAUGUGCACAGGUUGUCUGUGAAACUGCACAGGCUGAAAACAGAGCAACAGAGACAACGAUGGCGAACGACUCGAUACAAAGUGACCCAGGUGGGCUGUCGGUUCUGGAGCAGCUCGGUCUAGAUGAGAAAUCAGACUUUUCAGACUCCAGUGUGCAGCAGCUUCUGGACGAGCAGCGUGAGAGGAUCCGCAGAGAGAUACGCAAGGAGCUGAAGAUCAAGGAAGGAGCGGAGAACCUGCGCAGGGCGACUACUGACAAGAGGAAUGCUCAGCAGGUGGACAGUCAGCUGCGGUCUUCGAACCGCAGACUGGACAACCUGCACGCUCAGCUGCAGGAGCUGGAUGCUCACAUUGUGGUUAAGGGAGGAGAGGAGAAUAAAGAUGAGUGUCCUCAGUCUCCUGGGGCAGAGAGCCGAACGUCAGCCCACAAGGAGCGCAUCGCUGCCCUGGAGAGACAGCUCAACAUUGAGCUCAAAGUCAAACAGGGAGUUGAGAACAUGAUUCCCAUCUACGCCAAUGGAUCCACCAAGGAUAAGAAGAUGCUGCAGACGGCCCAGCAAAUGCUGCAGGACAGUAAAACCAAAAUCGACAUUAUCCGCAUGCAAAUCCGCAAGGCUGUGCAGGCCACCGAGCACAAUGACGACACACAGGGUAACCAGGAUCUGUGCGGGGUGGAGCUGCGUAUUGAAGAGCUGAGGCAUCACUACAGGGUGGAACAUGCUGUCGCUGAGGGGGCAAAAAAUGUGCUCAGGCUUCUGGGGGCCAACAAGGUUCAGGACAAGAAAGCCCUGUCUGAGGCGCAGUCUCGUCUCAGCGAGGCGUCUCAGCGGUUGGAUCUGCUGAGGGACUCUCUGGACCAGCGUCUGGCGGAGCUACCAGAGGACCACCCCAAGGCCAACAUCAUCAAAGAGGAACUGGUCCUGGCCUCCUCCCCAGCCUUCAGCUCCCGCCACGGUGCCCCAUACCUCCACAACCAGUACAGCACCCUCAACAAACCUUCACCCCUCACAGGUACCCUACAGGUGCAGCUGUUGGGAUGUGUGGGGUUGUUGGAGGUGGUCCCAGGUCGCAAUAAAGGGACAGCUGUCAUGCUGCCCUGUUACAGCCCUGGAGACACAAGGUCUUUCAUGAGGGGCAGCAAGGGACUCUAUGGACGGAGCGGUUCAGUCAGUGGGAAGACACCCAGCAAGACAGAUGAGCUCUCGUCUGAGGUAAGUGCCGUGCUAAAGCUGGACAACACAGUGGUGGGGCAGACAGCUUGGAGGACUGUGGGAGAACAGGCCUGGGACCAGACCUUUACAGUGGAGCUGGAAAGGUCGAGGGAGAUGGAGAUUGCAGUUUACUGGAAGGAUUUCCGCUCGCUGUGUGCUCUGAAGUACCUGAAGCUGGAGGAGUUCCUGGACAACCAGAAACACAGAGUCCAGCUGGAGCUGGAGCCUCAGGGCCUGCUGCUGGCUGAGGUGACCUUUUUCAACCCGGUCAUUGAGAGAGUUCCUCGCCUCCAGAGACAGAAGAAAGUCUUUUCUAAGCAGCAAGGCAAGGCAUUCCUUCGUGCUCGUCAGAUGAACGUGGACAUAGGCACGUGGGUGAGGCUGCUUCGGAACGCUAUUCCCACUGUCAACAACUCGGGAACCUACAGUCCCAAUGCGCACAGCCUAACACUCAACUCCGGGGAGAUCUCAGUGGAGAAGUUGAGUCUGGACAGCGACUCUCCGAUAAGAGGCGAUUACAGGAGAGACACGGACACACACACUCCGGUGAGACAGACAGAGAGAGAGGAAGCCCAGGAAAUUGGGGAGGACCGACCGCCAGUCAUCGAGCCCUUCUCCCCCCCAGACCUCACCCCCGAGUGCCCUGUCCGAACCCCGUCUGUUAGCAGUAAGCAGAGGAAAGGUCCUCUGUCCCUCCAGGACUUCCGGCUGAUUGCCGUGUUGGGCAGGGGACACUUUGGGAAGGUGUUGUUGUCAGAGUACAAGAAGACAGGCAUGAUGUACGCCAUCAAAGCCCUGAAGAAAGGGGAUAUCAUCUCCCGGGAUGAGGUGGAAAGUCUGAUGUGCGAGAAGCGCAUCUUUGAGAUCGUGAACAUGUCGCACCAUCCCUUCCUGGUCAACCUGUUUGCGUGUUUCCAGACACCAGAGCACGUGUGUUUUGUUAUGGAGUACACAGCAGGAGGCGACCUGAUGAUGCACAUCCACACGGACGUCUUCACAGAGCCACGAGCCGUGUUUUAUGCGGCCUGCGUGGUUCUCGGACUUCAGUUCCUUCACGACCAUAAGAUUGUGUACAGAGACCUCAAGCUUGACAACCUGCUGCUAGACACAGAUGGUUAUGUGAAGAUCGCUGACUUUGGACUGUGUAAAGAAGGAAUGGGUUUUGGGGAUCGAACCAGCACAUUCUGUGGGACUCCAGAGUUUUUGGCCCCAGAGGUCCUAACAGAUACAUCCUACACCAGAGCAGUAGACUGGUGGGGACUGGGGGUCCUCAUCUAUGAAAUGUUGGUGGGAGAGUCUCCAUUCCCAGGGGAUGAUGAGGAGGAGGUGUUUGACAGCAUUGUGAAUGAUGAAGUACGCUACCCACGCUUCCUCUCCACUGAGGCUAUUGGCAUCAUGAGAAGGCUAUUAAGGAGGAACCCGGAGAGAAGACUGGGCUCUGGUGAGAAGGAUGCAGAGGAGGUGAAGAAGCAGCCAUUUUUCAGAAAUGUGGACUGGGAGGCACUGCUGCAGAGGAAGGUGCCCCCUCCCUUCGUCCCCUCCAUCGGGGGCAAAGAAGACGUCAGUAACUUUGACGAGGAGUUCACCACUGAAGCUCCGACCCUGACGCCUCCACGUGAACCCCGCGUCCUCUCCCGCAAAGACCAGGACAGCUUCCGGGACUUUGACUACGUCUCUGACCUCUGCUAGUGAGCGGACCAACAGUCUCUACUGACUGUCCGCUGACUGUUUGUCUGCCAUUAAUUACACUGUGAAUGAAUGUGGAUAGACUGAAGGAAGUCAGUGUGUGUUUGUGUGUCUGCAGGGUUUUAAAGAUCGAGGACUGAGAGACAAUUAGCUGAUGGGGUUAAAUGUUCUUUCAAGAACGAAGGAUGAACGAAGACCCCCUCUCUAGUCGUUGUACAACACACCAGUGACUUGUGUAUCUUGUAAACAUUAUCCUAUGAAAUGCCUCCUCCCAUCCUCUUAUGUGUCAGUGUAGUCACCUGUCAUCUGUGCAGCUGCGAGAGGACGAGCUCUUCAUAUUGUUGACUGUCUGGAGGUUGCUCAGUGGCCUCUUAUACCAAUGCCUUACAUUUGUACUUGUAUCUGUUCCACAGAAAAGCGUUUUGUUUUUAUUUUGUGACCCUUUGUAUACAGCAGCAGGAGCAGUGAUUCACCGCGCUGCGGAAAUACUCUCAACUGAUCUUUUUAGAGGAUUUCCUUGUCGGAGUGGAAUUAGUGACGUUCAGAGUAAAUUUGUACUCUGAGCUUUUUCAUCAGUCGAUUGCUGAUGACCUUCAGUCAGGCCGACUGAGUCUAGGCGAAAUAUGAGUUAACUAUGGGGUAAAGAACCACUGUCUUACUUAGUUGCAAUAGACCUUUUUAUUGGGACGUCUACCAACCACUUUUUAAAAAUUUAUGCUGCUUGGAUUUUAAUUUCUGUGACAAAAUCCAACAACAAUUUGCAAAUGAGUCAUAUUUGAUGACUGUCAAUGUAUUGUUCAGUACCCUACACAUGCUUUUUUUAUUAUUUUUUGGGGGGGUAUUACACAUUUUGGGAUAACACACAUUCAUAUCAUAAUUUGAUAUAAAUAUGUUGCAAACACAGAUGACCAUGAGAAAAAAAUCUGAACACUAAGACUUGAUAAACAAGUAAGAGACUUUCCAUUAUGGGUUUGAGACAUAUUCAUCCAGUUGUCUAGAUGCUCCCAGAGGUUUGUGAACAUGAAGUCAUUUUCCUCCCCAAGACAGUUGCAUCAGACUUUAAACUUAUCAAACACUGGCUGUAGCAGUUGUUUUUGUGUCUGUUUGAAGAACUUAAGCCACCCACAGGUUAAAACCUACCCACUGUGGUCACUGCAGGGUUUGGUUUCCAUCACAGCGCUAAAAUCAUCUUUGUUUUAACCGAAACUGAUUGAUAUCUCAGUACUUUUUGAAGAUCUGGGUGGCGCCACAAGCAAAACAAACCUCACUAGCCACUUUUCCACGGUAGAAAGAAUUGGAGAGCUGGCUGCAGUGAGAGCAGCUUUAGAUCCAAGCAAACAAGUUCUCUUGGCAAUACAUUUCUAAAUGAACACUAUCAUUAGAGGGAAACACACUCAUUAAUGUUGGAAAAAUAUGAGCCAGUGGUAUAAACAUCUAUAGCACAUAAACAUUUCUGAGUACAGGAGAGGUUUGUUGUGAAGCUGGAUGUCUGAUGGUGUAGAUUUUACGUAUCUUGUGUAUGACAAUACAAAACCAUGUGAGAGAAUGAGAUGACUUAUUUUAUAAAAAAGAAAAAAAAAAAAACCUGGAGUGAAUAUUAUGUCUGUUCAUUGUUGUUAUGGGCAUGGGAGUGUUCAUUCAAGUACAGAUACCAGAAA